AUGCUUGUUACCAGGCACACCCCUACGGAGCAGAGUUCUUGGUCCGUAAACAAGUUCGAAACCGCCUUUCGCAAGUCUGCGGAGAGAUUACGCAUGUCGAACAACUUCGACACGGUGACGCAGUCGGACUGGCAGGGCCAGUACUCGUUUCUCCCACCAGGCGACAACACCAUCUUUUCGCAGCCAUACGAACAUGUAGCAGGUUCGGCUGAGAACGCGGAGUCGCAGGCGCAGCCACGGACAGUGGUUGCGCCGAGCGAGGGGCCCAAGUCGGAGGACUCACCCCUGGACCAUCGUCUCGACCCUCUCGGUCUACGGCAGCCAAAGCAGCCGUCCCCGAUCCCAGAGCAACCGGAGAAUCAAGGAGAGCAAUACCCACCCAAGGCGUCCGAGUUAGCACACGAAGAGUCAUCGACCUCGACUGAGACCCGGGGCAUGUCCCUAGGGUCGAAUCCUCUGAGCUCGGUAUCCUCGGCGGGACAAGGUUCCGAAACGGCACCGAGCCACUCAGGUAACGAGGGGCAAGCCGUCAUCAAAGAGGAGGAUGAGGAGGUGGUGGAGGACGAAGACAUGAUUGAAGGCGAGGUAGACGGAGACGCACAAGCCCAGCCACAGACAGCCGCGGAGAGGACCGCGCAGCGACGAAAGAUGAAGCGCUUCAGGCUCACUCACCAGCAAACGAGAUUCCUGAUGAGCGAAUUCGCAAAGCAACCGCACCCCGACGCCGCUCACCGUGAACGACUCUCGCGAGAGAUCCCUGGGCUGAGCCCACGGCAAGUGCAAGUGUGGUUCCAGAACCGCCGCGCCAAAAUCAAGCGCCUAACAGCGGACGACCGCGAGCGGAUGAUGAAGAUGAGGGCGGUCCCGGAGGACUUCGACAGCCUGAGUGCACUCCACUCCCCGUAUGGCGCAGUUCACGGCUUGGGAACACCCAUCACCUCGCCGGUUGACCUCGGCGGUUCAUCGUAUGCGGACCACAUGAUGCGACCUCUCAUGGUGGAUGUAAGGCGGCACGAGGGUGACGAGCAUCUGUCGCCCACCGGCCUCAGCCCGGCGUUCGGAAGCAUAGGCUUCAACCCAUCAACUGGACUCAGCACCCCAGACAUCCUCUCACCCAUUUCGCCCACCUCUACCGACCGGUACGGCUACCCGAACCAUCUUUCGAACCCGCCAUUGAGCGCUGGACCGAGGACAUCGAACCCAUUCGCGCGGCAGUCGAGCCUCGACUCCGGGAUGCAAAUGCAUAACCAUCACUCCAGGCAACAGGUUCGCCCGCUGCAGCCGCUUCAACUCCGCGAGACCAUGACCAGAUCACGCUCGGAUAGCCUCCAAUCGCCGCUACGUUCGAGCAUGUCAUGGAAGGGCGACGCGAUCGACUACACCACCUACCACGGCGGGAACUCGUCCCCUCAUAUCGGAGGCCGGCAACAUGGUCUCUACCAUCAGGAUCAAGUGAGCGGGAGCUCUGCCGGCGGUAUGGGCGGCUACGACUCUGGCAACUAUUCCGCAGGCUCUACCGUCCAAUCACCAACACAUUACUCUGGCUUCCAGCCUUCCAGCCUACAGGCCAACCAACAGCGCAACUCCCGACUCAGGGCCGCGUCCGCCUCCCUUCCCUUGGGCCUGGACCUGCGAACACAAUUCCGAUCCGCCAUCGGAUCCGGCGGCAUGCAUAACUCGGCCCACUCCCCCGGACCCCGGACCGCGUCGACACCCCAGCUCGGCGGCGUCUCGUCCAGCUACACGGGAAGCUUCCCGUCAGCGCCCCUCGCAGCGCCCGUCGACUUCUCUCUGCCCAGGUCAUCGGGCUACCGGACAUCGACCAGCGACUACUCGAUACCCCAAAUGAGCGCGCCGAUCGCGCCGCCCAACGAUUUCUCGCAGGCCUUCCAGGCCAGCAUGUCGAACUCGAGCUCGCGGACGCCGAUGCGGGAUUCCUUCGGGGGCGGCCCGUUAGGGUUGGGCCAGGGCCAGGGCUCCGGGGACCGCGGCGACGAGUACUCGGACCCGCUGGGCAUGAAGCGCAAGCGCAGCUUCACGGGACCGGCUUCCGCCACCACGACCGGGCCCGGCGCCUACGGCAGCACGGCAUAA
Messenger RNA from Chaetomium fimeti, 2094 nucleotides. RefSeq lists its product as uncharacterized. Bases 1 to 2094 code for a protein of 697 amino acids. The transcript has 4 exons. Gene Ontology annotation, molecular function: RNA polymerase II cis-regulatory region sequence-specific DNA binding. Gene Ontology annotation, biological process: regulation of transcription by RNA polymerase II; cell differentiation. NCBI's taxonomy places the organism in Eukaryota, Fungi, Ascomycota, Sordariomycetes, Sordariales, Chaetomiaceae. The record is from RefSeq and is a predicted model, not a curated record.